Molecule: messenger RNA, 3017 nt
Organism: Sycon ciliatum
Lineage: Eukaryota; Metazoa; Porifera; Calcarea; Leucosolenida; Sycettidae
Product: nucleolar MIF4G domain-containing protein 1-like
Exons: 1
Coding region: 1-2370 (789 amino acids)
Biological process (GO): ribosomal small subunit biogenesis
Cellular component (GO): nucleolus
Molecular function (GO): RNA binding; protein binding
Source: RefSeq, a predicted model, not a curated record
AUGGGUCGCCACUCUAGAAGUCGAGAAGCUCCCAAUUUGGCUCGAGCGAGAGCUGAUAUUCAACGGCUAGUUGGCGAUGGGUCCAAAACGACGUCUGUCAGUAGGAAAUCCCGUCGAAAGCUACAGCGUUCGGAAAAGAAGCAGGGAAAAAGGCUGGUCGGUAAGUCUCAGCAGACUGAAGCUACUGGUUUCAAAAUUGCCACCACCAACAAGGAUGGAGCAGGCAAUCGGAGGAACAAGGCUGAUUCAUCAGCAUCAUCUAAGUUCAGCAAAGGAGGUCUAGAUUUUGCGAACCGAUUUGAGGAUCGUGAAAUUCACCGUUUAGAAAAGCAGCUGAAGCUUACAAAAAGAGGCAAAAAGUUGCCAAAAGGUUUUGCUGAUGAUGGUCUGGAUUAUUUGCUAGAAGUUUGUGAUCACGUGUCCACCUCUGCUCCGGCUCAGGCAGCAAAGACAACCACCGGCACCACUAAACCGGCUAAAAGGUUGACGGAACUAGAAAAAUACGUCCAGGAAAAGCGCAAUGCAGCAGCAGCAGCAGUACCGCCAGGCGCAACUCAGAAAGUUUCCAGGCGUGGGUAUAGUGGUGACGAUGCUUGUGAUGACAACGACAGCAGCACCUCAGAGGAGGAGAUGGAUGAUGAGUUUGCUGAGGAUGCUGAUGCUACUGUUGGUGGUGGUGCUAGUGAUGACGAUGAUGUGCUGUUUGGCUGCGAGGAUAGUGACAUCGACGAUGAUGAGAGCGAUGGCGAUGUUGAAUAUGACUACAGCGAAAGCGAUGGUGGUGAUGAUGAUGCUCCUAUGGAGGCCGACAAUGCCACUCGGUAUUCUGCUGCUAGCAGUAAAGAGAUGGUUCACGACGAGAAGUUUGAUCAGCUGGCACGUCAAGUGAAAGGGCUGAUUAACCGGUUGUGCGAAAGCACCUUGAAGACUACUAGCAACAAGAUCCAGCAGCUCUUCUCCACCAAUAGUCGUAACAAUACCAAUACGUGUUUGAGUAGAUGCAUAUUGGCAGUUUGUAUUACACCGGCAUUGCAACCUGACCGUCUGUUGGCAGAGCACAUGCUGCUUGUUGCUGUGUUACAUCGAACUGUCGACACGGAUGUGGGCUGUCAUUUCCUGGAGGAGCUGGUGAAGCACUUUGAUUCGCUGCACAGACAUAAAGGAGCAGCGAGCAGCACAGCUUCUGGGACUACUGCUGAAUCAAGCAAGGAAUGUGACAAUGUUGUAGCCAUGCUUGCUCAUCUCUACCUCUUCAAGGUUGCACGCUAUUCUCUCAUCAUUGACAUCAUAAAGCGCUUACUGGGCCGCUUUCAGGAUGAAGAUAUCACCAUGCUGCUGCAGCUGCUGAAAACCUGUGGCGGGGAUAUUCGCAAGGACGACCCCAGUGCUCUCAAAGAGGUCAUCUCUACAGUGAGAAGCAGGUCAAAGGAUACCACGAGAGUUGAUGAGUCGCGGAUGCGGUUUACGAUAGAUGCGCUGAUGGCAGUCUGUCACAACAACUUUCGCAAACUACCAGGUUACGAUCCAGACUCAAUACGGCACAGAUCCCGUGUUUUACGCGGAAUGUUACCUGGAUCGGUAGCAUUGGCGGACGCACAAAUGCGUAUUGGCUAUGAUGACCUGGCAAAUGCACAGGAGAAAGGUCGCUGGUGGGUAGUUGGCUCUGCCUGGACUGGUCGCUCUACUUCAGCAAGGUCCACAGCGUCUGGCCAGCAACCAGCCAGUGACAGCCACGUUGUGCUGGAUGAGAAGUUGUCGCAACUAGCUCGAGUGCAACACCUCAACACCGACCUGAGGAAAAACAUCUUCGGAAUACUGAUGACAUGUGAGGAUGUCGUGGAUGCCUUUCAGAAAUUGCUUCGACUCAACUUGAAAGGUCAGCAAGAACGAGAGAUAGUACAUGUUGUUCUUCACUGCUGCUUCCAGGAAAAAGAGUUCAACAUAUUUUACGCUUGCCUAUGUGCCAAGCUGGCAGCUUACAGCCGCAGCCACCAGAUCACCAUCAGAUUGGCUAUUUGGGACCGGCUCAAGUCGUUGGCAUCGAUGAACAAGCGCCAAACAGCUGUUUUGAGGAAACUGAUGCUGCACUUCCUUCUGGAGAAAACACUGACGUUGGCAUUGAUCAAAAAUGUUGAUUUCUCACACCUGGAUCCUGCAUCUCUAAAUUUCUUUCAAGAUUUAUUUGUUGAUGCUGUGGUCAAGUAUCCUCCUGGCUGCUUCCAGAAGAUUGUGGAGAAGUCAUCCUGCCCACCUCCAAUUCAUUUACCAGCUUUUCUGCGCUUUGUUGUGCGUCAGGAAACUGGCACUGGCAAGAAUGCCGAAUAUGUUCAGGAACAACUGAAAGGCAUCGUCGAUGCAUGUCGUACAUAACAUAAUGCUGAUGUCCGCUGUGCCGCUACCUUGAUAUACAAUUCAAAAAUACAGUCUGUAUGGGCUAUAGUGUACCCUUUUGAUUUUCGUGAUAUUAUCACUAUAUCCGAUGCAUCACUAUAAUUAUGCGAUACGAUCGAUUUUUUUAUUUUAUUUCGAUCGACACAUGAAAAACAAGGAAAUACUUCCAGCAUGGCGUUUUGACAAAUGAGCAUGCUGCAUAGUUGACAGUGCCCGUAUUUCCAUAUAAAAUUCUGCUAUGUACAUGUACAUGUAUCACUAUAAAAAUAAGCAACGUGAAGAAAGUAAAAAAUAGGGCCUUUGAUAUUAUUGCUACAUGCAUUUUAUAGUUAUCGCUAUAGCCGAUAAUAAUAUAUUGUGUUAUGCAUGUUUUCAAGAGUGCAUAAACAAGGGUAUGCAACUGUGGUUAUGGGUCAGUGCGCGGCGCGCUGCCUUCAUUACGUAACUUGCCAUCAUCACGCUCUGAGAGCAUGCAUUCAAACUCACAAUUUCUCGUACGAGCCCAUCCGUUUUUGCUCGAUUCGAUCCAGUACUUACGCGAUCUCUAAAUUCUGGCGCGUGAACUCCAGUUGCGUACGAAAGUUCAUUUCAAACCAGAGAGAAAGUGCGGUGUUUGAUUUUCCGCA